Messenger RNA from Chinchilla lanigera (long-tailed chinchilla), 2828 nucleotides. It is a transcript of the gene Adam29, whose product is annotated as ADAM metallopeptidase domain 29. The record is from RefSeq and is a predicted model, not a curated record. Gene Ontology annotation, biological process: proteolysis; male gonad development. Gene Ontology annotation, molecular function: metalloendopeptidase activity. Gene Ontology annotation, cellular component: plasma membrane; external side of plasma membrane; sperm head plasma membrane. The transcript is spliced from 4 exons. Bases 393 to 2819 code for a protein of 808 amino acids. Lineage: Eukaryota; Metazoa; Chordata; Mammalia; Rodentia; Chinchillidae.
AUGUGGUGGGGUAGGGAUGUACUGUAAAAUUAACUACUGAGAGCCUAUUCCUGGACAUUCCUGAGGAUACCUUCCAUCAUAAGCAGGUCACAAAAACUUAUUUAUUCCAUUCAAGAAAUCUCUAGCAUACUGAGAACGACCUGAAGUGAAAACUGGAAAAUUUUUAUGUGACAUUACCUACAUGAGGGACAAAUUUGCCACAGGACUCAUACGGCAAGCUUGCUGAAAAAGAAAUAGAAAUAUCAGGAAUACAACUCAGAUGAUUCAACUUUGCCCAAAGACAGAACCUUAAUGAUUAGCGCUGCAUAUACACCAGCUUAGAAGAAGCAGCCACACUAUGACUCUCAGAACCGACUUCUCUGAAGCAAUGGUUUUAUAGAUGUGGCUUCAUAAUGUCUAUGACUGAAGUUCUGUUAUUCAUAAGGAUUUUAUUCCUGCUGCAAUGGUUCGGGGUAUUUCUGUCUUUUCCUGGAUUCAUCCAAACUAAACAGUACCAGUAUCAUAGCCCCCCAGAGGUGGUGAUUCCCUUAAAAGUACCUGGCACGGUCAGAGGAAUUAAAUUUCCAGGAUGGCUUUCCUAUAGCUUACACUUUGGGGGCCAGACACACAUUAUCCACAUUAAGGCCAAGAAACAUUUGCUAUACAAACACCUCCCAGUGUACACUUACUCAGACCAGGAAACUCUGCUUGAAGACCAUCCUUUUGUCCAGGAUGACUGCUACUAUCAUGGUUAUGUGGAAGGGGUCUCAGAAUCUUUGGUGGCUCUCAGUACUUGUUUUGGUGGCCUUCAAGGACUGUUGCAGAUAGAUGACAUUGCUUAUGAAAUCAUGCCCUCCAUGUUUUCUACUAAAUUUGAACAUUUGGUAUAUAGGCUGGAUAGUGAGGACACACAAUCCUCUACCAGAAUAUCUGACAUUUUUCAAGAUGAAAUAGGGCAACAAAUGGAAUUUGAAGAUAUUAGUAAUCCCACUCUCAAGCAAAGUUCUGCUGUGGGCUGGUGGCUCCAUUAUAAGACUGUUGAACUUGCAGUGGUGGUUGACAAUUACAUGUAUGUUCAUUAUGGAAGAAAUGAAACAAAGAUACUGGUGGAUUUAUUUCAAAUAAUGAAUUUGGUGAGUUCCAUUCAUAUUUAUCUGGGCAUUAGGGUAUUACUGUGUGCCUUGGAGAUCUGGAAUAAUUCAAAUCCUGUUGUAGUAGAUGAUGUAAGAAAAUCUAUCUAUGAAUUUUGCAGAUGGAAAGCUGACCACUUUAGUCCGCGGGUAAAACAUGAUGGCAUACAACUUUUCCUGUAUAGGGAAUUAAGAGGAUUAAGUGGCAUAACACAUACUAGAGGAAUAUGUAAACUACGACGUAGUUGUUCAAUUGUUACUUUGGUGAACAGAAGUUUGGCCCUUUUUGCAAUUGCUGUGUCUCAUCAUUUAGGUCAUAGUUUGGGCAUGUCCCACGAUGAAAGAUCAUGUAAAUGUGCAGCAUAUAUAUGUAUAAUGCAUGUGGAUAACCCACCUGUAGUUUUUUUUAGCAACUGUAGUUAUGGUUAUUUGUGGGCUCAGACUACAACCCAGGCACCAUGUUUGCUAGAAAAUAUAUACUCAAAGGACAUCUUUGAUAGGACACGCUGUGGGAAUGGCAUUGUUGAAAAAGACGAGGAAUGCGACUGUGGAGCCAUAAAGUAUUGUGCAGAAGACCCAUGUUGUUUGCCAAACUGCACUCUGAGUUAUGGGGCUACUUGCGCCUUUGGGCUUUGUUGUAAAGACUGCAGAUUUGCACCAGAGGGGGAACUGUGUAGAAAAGAGGCCAAUAUAUGUGAUCUUCCAGAGUGGUGCAAUGGGACUUCCCACAUGUGCCCAGAUGAUGUCUACGUGGAAGAUGGAAUUCCCUGUAAUGAUUCUUCCUACUGUUAUGGAAGGGAAUGUCAUAAUCUCAAUGAAAGUUGCAGGCAGGUUUUUGGCCACUCAGCAAGGAGCGCAAAUGAGAUUUGCUACAAAAAACUGAAUACUCAAGGUACCCGUUUUGGCCACUGUGGUCUCGGUGGUGCUAGUUAUGUAAAAUGUAACAUGUCGGACAUCUUGUGUGGGAGACUUCAGUGUGACAAUGUGGCAGAACUUCCCCUUUUGGAUGACCACACCACAGUACACUGGACUCGCUUCGGUGAUACAACCUGCUGGGGUACUGAUUAUCACCAUGGGAUGAGAAUUCCUGAUAUCGGUGAUGUAAAAGAUGGCACAAAAUGUGGUGAAGAACAUCUCUGUAUCAAUAGGCAUUGUGUCCAUAUAUCUCGACUGGAUAGUAGUUGUUCACCUGCAUUCUGUAAUAUGAGGGGUAUCUGCAAUAAUAAACACCACUGUCACUGCAACUUUCUGUGGGACCCUCCAAACUGCGUGAUAGAGGGGUAUGGAGGCAGCGUUGACAGUGGCCCACCUCCUAAGAGAAAGAAGGAAGCAAAGUUUUGUUACCUGUGUUUAUUACUCCUCCUUAUUUUGCUUGUUUUAUUAUGUUGUUUUUGUUGCCUUAAGAAGAAGAAGCCUAAGAAAGAGAAAAAAUCUCUGACUCAAUCUGGAAAAGAAAAGAAAAAGGAGAGCCAACCUAGCUCAUUGCUUUCCAAAAGUAAACCUGAGAUAGAACAGCAAAAACCUCAAACUCCACCUGCAAAAGUAGAGACAAAGUCCCUACAGAGUCAACCACAGAGUCAACCUGGCUCCUUGCGUUCCCAGAGUCAACCUGGCUCUUUGCGUUCCCAGAGCCAACCUGGAGGACAAAGGCUAUCAACCCCAAUUUCAAAAACUCCACAGCCUCCCAAAAAACCUUCAUUAAAAAAUUAAUUCCUAGUA